AUGGCUGCAGACAGCAAAGCGACCAACAUCUCCAUCACUACGGAGGAGUUGGCGGGCAGCAUCCAUGACUCUGCGUCCAGCGACAGACAGCACCUGAGGGAGCACACGGGAUCCGAAGAAGGCGGAUACAACGAGGAGAAGAACCCAUUCCGGGACUCGGCCGUUGCCCAGCAUUGGACUGAAGUCUACGAGAAGUCACAAUACGAGUGUCGGCAUGUGUUUGAUCCAACAUUAACAUGGACCGAGGAAGAGGAGAAGCGUCUUGUUAGAAAACUGGAUUGGCGGGUGUGUCUGUGGGCUUGCGUCAUGUUCUUUGGCCUUCAAGUCGAUCGAGGGAACCUUGCACAGGCAGUGUCGGAUAACAUGCUGGAUGAUUUGGGCCUCACAACAAAUGACUAUAACUACGGAAACAGCGUUUUCAGAAUAUCCUUUCUGGUUGCCGAACUUCCCUCGCAGCUCGUCUCGAAGAUGGUCGGCCCCGACCGAUGGAUUCCCGUACAGAUGGUCCUAUGGUCGGUUGUUGCCGUCUCACAGUGUGCAUUGACUGGCCGCACAAGCUUUCUCUGUACACGCAGUCUUCUAGGUCUCCUGGAGGGAGGGUUCAUUCCUGAUAUUGUUCUCUGGCUGUCUUACUUUUACACCUCUCGGGAGCUGCCAGUCCGACUGGCCUACUUUUGGACUUCCCUCUCGGUUACUGGCAUUGUCACCUCGCUUCUCGCCUUUGCCCUCCUUCACCUGCGUGGUGUUCACGGCUGGGCAGGAUGGCGGUGGUUGUUCCUCGUUGAAGGCUUGAUCACUCUCGUUGUCGGCCUCGCUUCAUUCUUCCUGAUGCCCGCCUCUGCUGUCCAAACGAAGACCUGGUUCCGCCCUAAGGGAUGGUUCACAGACCGCGAAGUAGCCAUCGUUGUCAACAGAGUCUUGAGAGACGACCCAUCGAAGGGUGACAUGCACAACCGACAAGCUAUUACUCCAAAGCGAUUGUGGGAGACGUUAAAGGACUUCGAUCUCUGGCCUCUCUAUAUACUUGGACUGGUUAUAUACAUACCCUCCAGUCCGCCAGCGACCUAUCUUACACUCACCUUGAGGAAGAUUGGCUUCGAUCCUUUCACCACUAACUUGUUGACUAUCCCAUCCAACGUCUUCCACAUCAUCAAUCUCAUUCUCAUCACUCGACUUUCAGAAUGGCUGAACGAGCGAACCCUGGUGUCCAUGCUACAGAUGAUUUGGACACUUCCUUGUGUGAUUGCCCUCCGCUGGUGGCCUGGUGUCAUGGUCGAUCAAUGGGGCACCUUUGCUCUCGUCACGGUCCUGACCUCUUAUCCAUAUUGCCAUGCCAUUUUGGUUGGCUGGACAUCCAAAAAUUCCAACAAUGUCGGCACUCGCUCAGUGUCUGCUGCGGUCUAUAACAUGUGCGUCCAAGUUGGCAGCGUAAUCUCGGCGUACAUAUACGUGGACGAUGACGCUCCGCUCUAUCACCGGGGCAACUUUAACCUCUUCAUCAUCAACGUGCUUUCGAUCGUCCUCUUCAUUCUUACAAAGAUCUACUAUAUGUGGAGGAACAAGCAGCGUGACAAGGUCUGGAAUGCAUUGACUGAGGAUGAGAAGAAGGAAUACACUGCGAAUUCUAAGGUGCAAGGCAGCGCGCGAUUGGACUUUAGGUUCGCUCAUUAA
This is a messenger RNA of Trichoderma citrinoviride, 1671 nucleotides long. Its product is annotated as MFS general substrate transporter. The transcript has 7 exons. Gene Ontology annotation, cellular component: membrane. Gene Ontology annotation, molecular function: transmembrane transporter activity. Gene Ontology annotation, biological process: transmembrane transport. The coding region runs from base 1 to 1671 and encodes 556 amino acids. The record is from RefSeq and is a predicted model, not a curated record. Lineage: Eukaryota; Fungi; Ascomycota; Sordariomycetes; Hypocreales; Hypocreaceae.